UUGGCUCUAUUGAGUGAACUUUGCACUGUACGAUUUCCGUGUUUGACACGAGAUUUGUCUUUAGUUAUCCGUGAUAUGAAAGCCUCUGGUGUGAUCUUGUGUUUUGAACCAUGACUAGUUGCGAAAUUCUGUAAACCUUGCGUGGUGGAUCGUAUUGACCGUAUUGACGGUGUUGACAAGGGGACCCGUAAUGUAUUACUAAUUUUAGGUUAUGUCAGUAGCACGAAUGGAUUUCGAUCAUUCUUGGCCUGAGACUGCAGAGUGUCUCACUCUGGAUUUUGGACCAUUUGAAGCUGUUCAUAGAUGGAAGAGAAUGCUAGAAUGCGACGAGUUCGUGGGUGCCAGGAGGAGUAAACAUACAGUUGUGGCAUAUGGAGAUGCCAUCUAUGUUUUUGGAGGAGAUAAUGGGAAGAGUAUGUUGAAUGACAUGCUAAUAUUUGAUGUAAAGGAGAAGUCAUGGCGUCGAGGAAUUUCCAUAGGAACACCACCUGCACCAAGAUACCAUCAUUCAGCUGUUGUACACGAUGCAUCCAUGUUCGUGUUUGGCGGUUAUACAGGAGAUAUCCACUCAAACUCAAAUCUGACCAACAAGAAUGAUUUGUUUGAAUACAAGUUUAAGACUGGACAGUGGAUUGAGUGGAAAUUCAGUGGCAGUACCCCUGUGCCCCGCUCUGCACAUGGCGCAGCGGUGUAUGACGGGAAGCUAUGGAUAUUUGCAGGUUAUGACGGUGAUGCCAGGCUUAAUGACAUGUGGACUAUCUCACUGCUGGGAGACUCGAGGUCUUGGGAAGAGGUUGUACAGGAAGGGGAAUGUCCUCCCACUUGCUGCAACUUUCCUGUAGCAGUGGCUCGAGAAUCAAUGUUUGUAUUCAGCGGACAGAGUGGGGCAAAAAUAACCAACAGUUUGUUUCAGUUUCACUUCAGAAGUAAGCGCUGGACACGAAUAUCAACAGAACACAUUCUCCGUAAUGCACCACCCCCUCCUGCACGCCGAUAUGGCCACACCAUGGUGGCAUUUGAUCGCCACCUCUACGUAUUUGGAGGAGCAGCCGACGGCACUCUGCCAAAUGACCUGCACUGCUACGACCUUGACACGCAGACAUGGUCUGCUGUGGCUCCAUGUCAUGACUCACAAGUUCCUUCUGGACGGAUGUGUCAUGCUGCAGCUGUAAUAGGGGAUGCCAUGUACAUUUUUGGAGGCACUGUGGAUAACAAUGUUCGCAGCAGGGAGCUGUACAGGUUCCAGUUCUCAUGUUACCCUAAGUGCACUCUACAUGAGGACCUGGGAAGGCUACUGGAUGCACGUCAGUUCUGUGAUGUGGAGUUUGUGGUGGGUAGCGAGGAGGUGAAGAUUCAUGCACAUGUUGCUAUGGUAGCUGCACGUUCACAGUUUCUGCGCAAUCGCAUCCGACAGGCUCGUGAGGCCAGAGACAAACAUCUGGAAAAGUUAUUUGGGACAACUCAAGUGCCAUUCAAGGACCUUCCUCUUCUCGAAGUACAACUGCGUGAUGCUGUCCCGGAAGCCUUUGAGAUGGUGUUGAAUUACAUCUACACUGACCGAAUUGACCCCACUAAGAAGAUUGAAAACCCGGCGUGCACUCGCAUUGUUCUGCUCAUGAUGGAUGUGUACAGACUUGCUGUACAAUUCCACAUGUGCUGCUUGGAGCAGCUGUGUGUGCACUACCUGGAGGCCACAGUCAACCACCAAAAUGUGCUGGAGGCGCUUCACAAUGCUUCACACCUGAACUUGCUGUUCAUCAAAGAGUUCUGUCUGAAGUUCAUUGUCAAGGAGACCAACUACAAUCAGAUUGUGAUGAGCAAGGAGUUCGAGACAUUGGAGCAGCCUCUCAUGGUUGAGAUAAUUCGACGGCAACAGCAGCAAACUCCGCAGUCACGCUCACAGGUGGAGCCCCAGUUUGAAAGCACUGGGACUACACUCGAGCAGGACAUGGAGGUGUUCCUCAACAGUAUUGGCAAGGAGUUCUGUGACAUCACUCUCAUGGUUGAUGACCAUCCCAUUCCUUCACACAAGGCUGUACUGGCAGCACGCUGCAGCUACUUUGAGGCCAUGUUCCGUUCUUUCAUGCCUGAGAACAAUGCGGUGCAUAUCCAGAUCGGAGAGAUGAUUCCAUCGCUGCAGUCUUUUGAUUCACUUCUGCGCUACAUAUACUACGCAGAUGUGAAUAUGCCUCCUGAGGACUCGCUUUACCUAUUCAGUGCCCCUUUCUUCUAUGGUUUCACUAAUAACCGUCUGCAAGCGUUCUGUAAGCAGAACCUUGAGAUGAAUGUGACCUUUGAGAAUGUGAUACAAAUCCUGGAGGCAGCUGACAGGAUGCAUACCUCAGACAUGAAGAAAUAUGCAUUGAGUCUAAUUGUUCACCAUUUUCCGAAGGUUGCUCGCUUGCCGAAGUUCCAGACCUUAAGCCGAGAGCUGCUGCUCGAAAUUCUAGCUGCCUUGGCAGAAAAGAGCGAUCUGAAGCUCUGUCAGGAUAUGUCAAGCAACAGCAUCAGCAGUGACGGUUGAGAAUUCAUGAUACUGGGAAUCCUGACACAGUUACUGUUAUAUGCCAUGUUGCCAUCUUAACUUUUGUGUCUCGCUUUAUUGUUCAUUCAUGUGUGUCUGCCCUUGUCAUUUCUCAGGUUCGUUAGAGUAUUGCAUCACCAGGUAGCCAUAUUGAAAUGACAAUAUUGCAGUCCUGCACACGUUUUCUAUAAAUCUAGGCACCAUCUCAAAAACUAGGAACCAGCAUAAAAGAUAUACAGAGUCUUUUUUCACACAAAGGACUACUAAAACAUCUACAGAGAAAUAAUGUCCAGUUCAUUUCAAACUUGGGGGAAACCUGACACACCAUUGCCAGAAUGUAGGGACAGGAAUGACAAUAGGAUGUACAGGUGAAAGGUAUGGGAAAGGAAUAGAAAAAUGGAAGAACAGGAUUGAGGGAGAUGUUUUAAUGUGAAGGUAAGGACAGGGAAUGGAUUGACAGUAGGACAGGCAAAUAAAAGAGAUGGGAAUGCAGUAAUGGAGAAAGAGAGAGAAAUUGAAACAGGAAGGGGAAAAGGGAGUUUGUUUGCUUGUCAUGUUUGAUGAAUUAUGCGCUAGUGGUGAAGUGGUAGGUAGAAAAUUUUAGGUUCCAUGUCAGCCUGACACCUGGGAUCUAUGCUGGCCUGGUAUGUUGAUCUGAGGUCUCAAUCAGGCAUCAGGCCUUCCAGUGUGCCCAUCAACCGAAACUUUAUCAUUUGUGUGGGGGUGCGUGUGGUGUUUCUGCUUCGUAAUUGCUUUAUGCUGGUUUCUUGCUUGACUUACUCUUCAACCCUGAAGAUGAAGGCAACAUGUUUAUCCAAAAUAUCAGAUUUCAACAGACUCCAUGCUAUUUUACCCCAGAAGCAAUUGUGUACAAUUUCAGGGGGCUUAGGAACAGUUGUAUCGGGCACAGUAUUCCCCCUUUUCGUCUAUCUUUUAACCUUUGGAUUCACUGCUAACUUGUUCGCUAUAUGGUUUUCUAGUAGCAAAAAUGGAACGAGUAUUGCUGUGUCAAAAUAAAUAUCAAAUUGGACUGCAUUUGGAUAUCCUGUGUUCCUAGUGAGAAAGAUUUUAGUCUUCUGGUCUGAUGUUGGAAGCAGCAGAUUCCUCUCAAAUGUUGGCACUUACAUACCAAACUGCAUGGCGUCACAUUCCUGAAGACUGGUGUGAGAACCAGGAUCAGUCAGUUUAGUGCCUGGGCUGUAGGAAUUGGCAGUUUCAUUCCUGGCAGGGGCAAGAGAUCAAUAUCUUCUCUGAAGUAGCCAGACUUGCCCUGGGGUGCACCCAGCUGUCCU
Cryptotermes secundus is the source of this 3816-nucleotide messenger RNA. It is a transcript of the gene Lztr1, whose product is annotated as leucine-zipper-like transcriptional regulator 1. The coding region runs from base 212 to 2524 and encodes 770 amino acids. Gene Ontology annotation, molecular function: protein binding. Gene Ontology annotation, cellular component: Golgi apparatus. NCBI's taxonomy places the organism in Eukaryota, Metazoa, Arthropoda, Insecta, Blattodea, Kalotermitidae. The record is from RefSeq and is a predicted model, not a curated record. The transcript has 13 exons.